Messenger RNA from Centruroides sculpturatus (bark scorpion), 1436 nucleotides. RefSeq names its product pyrokinin-1 receptor-like. Bases 53 to 1357 code for a protein of 434 amino acids. Gene Ontology annotation, molecular function: neuromedin U receptor activity. The record is from RefSeq and is a predicted model, not a curated record. Gene Ontology annotation, cellular component: plasma membrane. Lineage: Eukaryota; Metazoa; Arthropoda; Arachnida; Scorpiones; Buthidae. The transcript has 2 exons. Gene Ontology annotation, biological process: neuropeptide signaling pathway.
CAGUGGACGGCUAGAUGUGGGACCCAGUCGAAGGAUAUGGUUCCUUGUAGGGAUGAACGUUGACUUGAAUUUUACAUUCAUGUCACUCGACAACUUGACACGUGAUAUAUGGAAAUACGGUAACGAAAGUUCGGAUGAUGGACUGGGCCCUAAGAGGGGUCCACUUAGCACCGUCAUACCGAUGACUGUUGUUUAUGCUGUAAUUCUUGUUACCGGAACGACUGGAAAUGUGUGUACCUGUAUAGUGAUAGCUCGAAACAAAUAUAUGCAUACGGCAACUAAUUAUUAUCUGUUCAGUUUGGCCAUAUCGGAUUUACUCCUUUUAGUCUUGGGAUUGCCUCAAGAAUUAUAUGAAUUAUGGGUAAGAUAUCCUUAUAUUUUUGGUGAGAGCGUUUGUGUCAUACGUGGUUUGACUUCGGAAACUUCAACAAAUGCAUCAAUUUUGACUAUAACGGCCUUUACUGUCGAAAGAUACGUUGCUAUCUGUCACCCUUUGAGAGCCCAUACCAUGUCCCAUCUACCUAGGGCUAUUCGAACGAUACUAGCUAUCUGGAUGAUAGCGGCUGUAUUCGCUAUGCCCCUAGCUUUACAGUUUGGUAUUGUUUACGGAGAAACAGAAGAGGGUAAAAUAAUUUGGGAGUCAGCCGUCUGUAAUGUCAAAAGACCUUUACCACACGCCUUCGAAAUAUCAACUUUUCUAUUCUUUGUCCUUCCCAUCAGCGUUAUUUCCAUACUGUAUGUAUUUAUAGGACUAAGACUUAGAAUGUCGGGUCCUGGAAGAAGGAAAUGUUCACCAGAAACAACAAAUGGACCAGGACCAGGAAGACAAAAUCUUUCAUCGAGAAGAGCUGUCGUAAAAAUGUUAGUUGCUGUAGUAAUUUCUUUUUUCAUCUGUUGGUCACCAUUUCAUGCCCAACGUCUUCUGGCAAUUUAUGUCACAAAUCCAACUCCACUUGCAGUGACAACAUACACCAUCCUCACAUAUAUUUCUGGUGUGACCUAUUAUCUGAGUUCUACCAUCAAUCCUAUUCUAUAUCAAUUGCUGUCACUGAAAUUCCGCCAAGCCUUCAAAGAUACUUUUGGAUCGUGCUGCUUUUCUGAAAAAAACAGUAAUAUACCCGAAUUGACGUAUACAAGCACUUGUGGAAAUCAUAUUGAUUGUUCUGUUAAAUCGAGCAGACAUCGUCUCAGUUCCAGUUUCCAACAACUACCAUCAUUUUCGACUCAUAUUCAAUCGUCGAAUCUUCAGAAUGAAAAGAAAAACUUGUCAGCAUCUUGUGCCAAUGUUUGUAUCCAGGAGAAUGUACCCGAAAAAGUGUCUCUUUUAGGAACUCAUCUUACAGUUUCGAAUGUGUAAAAUCAACUCAGGACUAUUUUCUGGCCUUUCUUCAAUGUGUCUCUUCUAUAUUUACAUUUCGUUAGUAUUUCUAUUUUAA